CGACAAAAAACGUGGAAAAUGGAAGUUUUGUUGUUUUUCUUGCUCAUGUACAAGAUAGGAAUUACAGUAUCUCUUGAUCAGCUGAAAUGUACUACACAUUGUGAAGAAGGAGAAUACUGUAAUGGUGCCACUUGUCUGCCUUGUAACUAUGGCUUUUUCAGAGAGGAAAAAUUACAUCGUUAUCUUUCAUGUAAACCUUGGACACAGAAAUCUACGUCAGAUCACUGGGAAUUAAUUUCAAAUGGGACAGCAACAAAAGACCAUGUGUGGCAAUGUGAAGCAGGAUAUGAACAUCCGUACCCUGGUGGUGAAAAGGACUGUUGGCCAGCUCAUCCCACAGUUCAAACUACAACAGAAAAAACAACAACCACAUCAGCUGCUAGCAGCUCAACAACCGCUAGAAUAGACCAUAGUAAAAACAAUAGCAGUGAUAUAUUAGGACAUGAAAUAGCUAUAAUAGUUUUAUGUUUAAUAGCGAUUUUUUUAAACGGAUCCAUCUUAUUUAUUAUUUUCAGACGUAAAAUAUUUAAAUGCCGGUCAACUUUUUUAAACACAGAACCUGUCAAUAAUAAUAACACAGCAGAAACAGUUGGCCUUACUGAGAUUCCAGUGGAUCCACCUACACUUCACUAUAGAGAUGUUUUCAAAUAUUUCAAUAGAAUGGGUAUUUGUGAAGGUCAAAUAUUUCUCCGCAUAUUACCUGACCCCAGUGGUAGUUUUAUUGCUCCCAAUGAAUAUUCUUUUAAGAUAAACGACACCCUUGGAGACGCAAUAAAUGCUUUAAUUUCAACCUGCCAAAAAUGGGCAUUAAAAAAUCCUGGGCUUGAUUACCAAAGUAUUUUUAAAAAAACAUUGAAGUACAUGAAGCGGAAUGAUCUUUUGGAAAAUGAAACAGACACUCUACUGGAACAUGAUCUUCUGCAAGAGAAGAGCUCUCCCAGACAGAUCUUUAACAUACUUUCCUAUUUCCUCACAAAUAAUCUCACACGCCAGGAUUUUGACUUACUGUUUUUACGGUUAUCCCCAACAAAUAACUUGUGGUUACAGUUUAAGAGACAAAAUUUUGUGUCAAAUUGCAAAGACAUUUCACUGAGUGACAUAGACACAUUAGUGGAGUGGUGGAAUUUGGAAGGUACCCAAGAUACUGAAAAAUUUAUUGAAACUUUCACUGACCUAUUAGGUGAAUUAGAAAGAAACGAUAUAAUUGAAAAUCCACAUUUUCAAAGCAUAAUUGACGUAUACAGGGAGACUACUAAUGUCAACGCAGGAACCACCCAAGCCAAUGGUGCUAGCUGUGCUACCCCUGUCUAGAACCUACCCUGACAUAGUAAAGGGGCCUACUGGCAGAUGGGUCAGGUUUGCGGCCUACAUGCAUGUUUGUAAGGUUUCAACCCCACUGCCAUCUAAUGCUAGAACCUUGUCGUGGCUUGGCAGCUUGUGUACCCUGACGACCCCCAGAGUUAUACCAGCGGGAGUUUAAACUCCUGGCAGGUUCAACCAAGCUGGGGAGAUCUGCAUGGGUCUGACAAAAGCUAGCACCCUGGUCCUCCAUUUGGGGGUUGAAUAUAAUGCAAGCACUACAUUCUGUUACUGUUCUCACAAAAUACUUCGAUCACUGGUAAUCUGUGAUCUUAAGUUGCCAGGAUUUCUUUUCUAUGAGCAAGUUAGCAGGUUAAGCGUAUACAUGUGUUGUCUCUAGACUAAGUGUAUGGUUGACUAAUGAUUGAUUGUGGUUGAAAUCACUCAAAAGACAAUUUUAUUGUUCAGAUAUGCUAUUAUUAGCAAAUGUGUCUACAAGCAAGGGUGAUGUUUCAGAUAGUUUUUGUAAUCCAGACUUUUUUUUUCUGGGAUUAGAAAAGAAACUAAAUUCUUCAUUGUCUUUUUUACUUAAUCUAAUAUUUUUUCAUCUGUCAUCUUGUGCCUUAGUUUUUACCAAACUCUUAUACUGAAGAUAGCCACUAAAAAUGAUUUAAAUUCUUGUUUGUCUAUAUUUUCUUGUUCCUUGUGUGGAGUUAGUAGUGUAGUGUCUCCCAUCCAGAGCCUCUCAAGAUGGCAGAUAAGAAAACGCCAUAAACGAAUUGUCUAUAGUUCUACCCUUCCAAAUUAAAAAUUUAAAUGAUGUAAUUUUUCAGUUAGUGUUAAGGGAUGGUGUGGUCAUUUGGUGGUGUUUUGGUUGUAGGCUGAAGUCUGUAGGACAUCAGUGAGUCCACCUCGCUCUGGUGGGCACCUGACACACAUUAGGGAAAGUAAAAGCAGCUAGGGAUAGUGCUGACCACACAAUCCCUUCCAAUGCUUAAGACACAAACAUGUGAGUUCUUCUACAUUAGCCGAAAGACCACCAGAUUCAGCAGUGUCAUUUUACUUCAAAUCUAAAUACGUUUUAUUUGAAUAAAUAUUCGACUAACAGAAAUAUACAUAAAUUAUUGAUGUUUUUAAGUAAAAGUUAUACCUAUUAAUAGUGUUAUCAGAUAGUGGUGUAAAUUAAAUAUGUUUGCAGUAGACAAAAAUGUGAUUUAUCUUUGUGCAAUGAUUGUAUUGGCUGAUUAUGUUUUACACUACAAAAUUAAUGUCCUUUAUUACAUUUUUUUAGCAAUAUAUUGUGAACAUAUACAUAUUUAGCAAUUAUAAAAUAAUAAUUUACUGGUAAUUUCAUAAUCUUGUUUAUUUACACAUAAACAUACACAUAGGUAUAAAUGAAUAAAUACAUAAUAUAUAAAUAGAAAAAUAUUUAGAUAGUUGGGUAGUGUUAUGAAUGUUAUCUUAGGUAUUGCAAAGGUAUGAGAGUAUGUAUGUUGGGGGAAUGAUUUAGAUUAAUAAAAUGUUGUGACAGUGCGACAAAGGAUGUGAUGUUUGAGUGAGAGUAUGAUCUUAGUGCUAGGGGAAAUAGAUGAGAUAAUCUUCGUCAUGUCGUGCCAGGUUGUAGAAAUAUUUGUCCGUCGUCAUGCAUGUAGGUUUUGUAAAGUUGUUAAAGUGGCCUUCCAUAUCUAUUAUGUAUUUAGCCAGUGCAAUAAACGAUU
Messenger RNA from Physella acuta, 3017 nucleotides. RefSeq lists its product as uncharacterized. The record is from RefSeq and is a predicted model, not a curated record. Gene Ontology annotation, molecular function: signaling receptor activity. Gene Ontology annotation, biological process: regulation of cell population proliferation. Lineage: Eukaryota; Metazoa; Mollusca; Gastropoda; Physidae.